Molecule: messenger RNA, 3782 nt
Organism: Micropterus dolomieu (smallmouth bass)
Lineage: Eukaryota; Metazoa; Chordata; Actinopteri; Centrarchiformes; Centrarchidae
Gene: st18
Product: ST18 C2H2C-type zinc finger transcription factor
Exons: 23
Coding region: 82-3483 (1133 amino acids)
Biological process (GO): regulation of transcription by RNA polymerase II
Cellular component (GO): nucleus
Molecular function (GO): DNA-binding transcription factor activity, RNA polymerase II-specific; RNA polymerase II cis-regulatory region sequence-specific DNA binding; zinc ion binding
Source: RefSeq, a predicted model, not a curated record
GUGUGCUCGAUCAAAACAGAGGGCAAAGUUAGUCAGCAAGUUGCAUAGCUUCUGCAUUCUGAUUCUUCAAGCCUCUUUUGUAUGAAGUUUAGCACAAUGUUUUACACUGUGUUUGACCUGAAUGGCAUGCUGAAGAAAACAAUGAAAGGAGCGGACAAAGCGAUUGUGGCAAAGUCCUUUGGAAAAAGGAAAAGCAGCUCUCUAAGGUCCAGGACCAUGGAGAAGCCGGAUGAGCCGUCCGAGGAGAGUAAGGAGGAGAGCCUUUCCAACUGCACCUGUGAAGCCCCCCAACUCGGCAAGAAACCAGUUGAUAAUGAAUUACAUGAUCACCUCCUGAGAGAUAACAAGUGUGAAAGCAUCAACCAGGGUGGACAGUGCGGAUCUGGCAUCUUAUCCUCCAGAGUGCUCGAAAAACUACUAUCAAAGAUGGAUUCUGACGGUGAGGAGCAAACCCUGAUGACAUAUAACAGUAGCACAGGGCUGGCCGACUGCAUCACUGAGACUCACAGCCCAUAUGGGUCCAUGGCGAGGAAGAGGAGUGCUCAGGAAGGGGUGCAGGGUGCCCCCGUCAACAAGAGAAAGUCCCUGCUGAUGAAGCCCCGCCACUACAGCCCCAGCGAGGCAUGUGAAGAGGAGAGCGAGGACCUGGCACCGCCACAGGACAAAGAAGAGCUGAGGAACAUUGACACUCCAGCAGACGGAAACUUGAGUGCAAUCAAUGGAGUUGCCAAGAGAAAUGGCUGCCAUGAUGCAGCAGCAAAGUCCAGUGAUUCUCUCGGAUGGUCAGAAGUUACGUCAAAUGACUCUCCACUGUGUGAGCCGGACAUAUCUGAACGUGUCAUGGAUGAAGAUGAUGAGGAGCUCCUUAAUAAUGAAGAAGAAGACCAAAGUCAAGACAGGAUGAGCGGUGCAUCAUCGCCACAGAAUCUUUACCAAGACAUGAGCGAGGCUGAGUGGGAGCCACUGCCUCUGUCUGCCAAGGUGAAUGGCUCAGGCUGCAGUCCCUCCAGAGCCUCUGAAGACCUUUUAGGCAGGAACGACCACACGAGAGAAGAGCCACACUCAGAAUUAGGAAGUCUGAUGGGCAGAGCGAGUAUUUUUCAGGUUGAGGCUCUAAGAUACAGGCCGCUCCCCCCAGAGGAGGACAGUGAAGGGGAGGCGGAGGCAGACUCAGAGAGGCCCCCUCGACUUGAUGGCUGGCCUAUGGGCCUCCAUGAGAGAGGCCUGGAAAUGAACCGAGGGAGGGUGAACCUCAGCCUGUUGGAGCAGGCCAUAGCGCUGCAGACAGAGCAAAGACAGGUACUACACCAUGCCUACAGGGAGAUGGACCGGUUCCUCAUGGAGCAGAUGACCAAUGAGAGAAGGCACCAUAGGAUGAUGGACAUGGACAGCAGACUCACCUAUCAUGGAGGAAAAGAUUCUCCGCGUACAGAUAAAAAGGAUAUAAAGUGUCCAACUCCUGGCUGCGAUGGCACGGGUCAUGUGACCGGCCUGUACCCACAUCACAGGAGUUUAUCUGGGUGUCCUCAUAAAGUCCGAGUUCCUCCAGAGAUCCUGGCCAUGCAUGAGAACGUCCUCAAGUGCCCUACACCCGGGUGCACAGGAAGAGGCCAUGUCAACAGCAACCGUAGCACCCACCGGAGUCUCUCAGGCUGCCCCAUUGCUGCUGCAGUGAAAGUCUCCAAACCUCAGGACGAGAGCCUGAAAUGCAGACAAACACCUGACCGCUCACCGAGAGCUAUUGGCUUGAUAAAGAAGUUCGAGAUGAACCAGUUGAACUACAGACUCUCUCAUCCAGUAGCAGCCUUGCAAACGAGCCUCACGAAAGACAUGGACAAAUACAGCAGAAUCCGCUUUGAUUAUGCCAGCUUUGAUGCACAGGUCUUCGGCAAACAGCCUCUGAUGGGGACCAACCAGGACCAGGAAAUGUCACAUUUCCCUGAUUCACCUCAGCAGUAUCCUGGCUUCCUUAGUGCUCCUGGUGGCCGUUUGCCCACCUCUGGUCAGCACAGCCCACCAAGUCAAUUCAAAAAAGAAGACGGCCUCCAAGCCGCAGCAGCAACCGCCGCCAUCCUUAACCUCUCCACUCGCUACCGGAAGAACAUGGAGGCUGUUGCUGGCCGGCCCUUGGCAACCUCCACAAAGGACAUGCUCAUAGAGGUGGAUGAAAAUGGCACCCUGGACUUGAGUAUGAAGAAGUGCAAGGAAAAUGUAAAAGCCCAGACAAAAACACCUUUGGACGACCUGCUGUCCCCUUCUGAGUCCACUGUGGCCAAAGGCGGGAGUGUGCUCAUCAGCCCCGCCUUCUACCAGCCGCUGUGUGAGAGAGACAGCUGGGAGAGCCCCAUCCCUGUCAACUUCAGCACAGCACACGUUCUACAGGACGCAGAGCAGGAGGAUUACGACCAUGUCUCCUUGGAGGACCAACACUAUCAAGGAGAUGGCAGCAUGAUGAGUGCCAAAGCCAAGCUGCUAUUACGAGAUUCAAAGAAAGAGCUUUUGAGCUGUCCGACCCCAGGCUGUGACGGCAGCGGCCAUGUGACGGGGAAUUACGCAUCGCAUCGGAGUGUGUCUGGAUGUCCCCUGGCUGACAAAACACUCAAAUCACUGAUGGCAGCCAACUCUCAGGAACUAAAGUGCCCAACACCUGGUUGUGAUGGAUCUGGACAUGUGACUGGGAACUAUGCUUCGCACAGAAGCUUAUCAGGAUGUCCACGUGCCAGAAAGGGAGGUUUGAAGCUCACACCAAACAAGGAUGACAAAGAUGAGCAAGAGCUUAAGUGUCCAGUAAUGGGAUGUGACGGACAGGGCCAUAUAUCGGGAAAAUACACAUCCCACCGCAGUGCAGGCAGUUGUCCACUUGCUGCCAAAAGACAGAAGGAGUCGUCCAUCAAUGGGCUGCCCUUUGCCUGGAAGGCCAAUAAACAGGAACUGCCCCAUUGUCCCUUGCCUGGCUGCAAUGGCCUUGGACAUGCCAAUAAUGUGUUUGCCACUCACAGAAGCUUGUCGGGUUGCCCACUGAACGCACAGAGUAUCAAGAAAAAGCACUCAGAAGAAGAGAUGAUGACUAUCAAACUGAAAGCCAGCAGCGGUGUUGAAAACAAAGAAGAUAUUCAACAUUUGGAUCAUGAGAUUAAGGAACUGAAUGAAUCCAACAUGAAAAUAGAAGCAGAUAUGAUGCAACUUCAAACCCAGCAGAUAUCGUCUAUGGAAUGUAACCUGAAGACAAUUGAAGAGGAGAACAAGAUGAUCGAACAGCACAACGACAGCCUUCUGAAGGAGCUCGCUCGCCUUAGCCAAGCUCUCAUUAACAGUCUAACAGACAUUCAGCUGCCUCAAAUGGGACCCAUCAGUGAGCAUAAUUUUGAAGCCUAUGUGAACACAUUAACUGAUAUGUACAACAACUCGGAGCAUGAAUACUCUCCAGAGUGCAAGGCCCUCUUGGAUAAUAUCAAACAGGCUAUUAAGGGCAUCCAUGUUUAAGCUGUAGAGCUACCAAGAGGUUUCUUUGACUUGGGAUAAUGGCACUAGAUAGCUCUAUUUUACUGAAGAGUGCUGGCUUGGCUGCAUGUAUAAGACAAGGCUUUUGGAAAUGUGUUUGGCAUUUCCCGGUAAAUACACUGCACUGAGAAAAUUACCAGCCAGAUUUGUAAUGCUUUUACUGUUUCUGCAUUCACUUGAUAUGUUUAUCCUGGUGAGAUUUUUACCCCUCUUGCACUUAAUUAUUUUGUAUGGUUUGCUUGAUUUUAAUCUGUAUGUGUUCAAGUCAUUCUUAUAUUAUC